AUGCGUCUGUCCCUUUUUGCCCUCACGGGCCUGGCCAGUCUCGCAGCCGCGGGCUCGGCCGUGCUGGACCUCAUCCCGUCCAACUUUGACAAGGUGGUGAUCAACUCUGGGAAGCCCACACUCGUCGAGUUCUUUGCGCCGUGGUGCGGCCACUGCAAGAACCUGGCCCCCGUCUACGAGGACCUCGCGCAGGCAUACUCCUUCAGCGACAAGGUCCAGAUUGCCAAGGUCGAUGCCGAUGCCGAGAAGUCGCUGGGCAAGCGGUUCGGUGUGCAGGGCUUUCCCACGCUCAAGUUCUUUGACGGCACCGGCAGCGACCCCGUCGACUACCAGGGCGGCCGCGACCUCGACAGCCUGACGUCUUUCAUCUCGGACAAGACGGGCAUCAAGCCCCGCAAGAAGGCGGCGGCCCCCAGCGACGUUGUGAUGCUGACGGAGUCAACUUUUGGCACAACCAUUGGCGCCGAGCAAAACGUGCUCGUGGCGUUCACGGCGCCGUGGUGCGGCCAUUGCAAGUCGCUGGCGCCCACGUGGGAGAAGCUGGCGACCGACUUUGCGGCCGAGAGUAGUGUCGUGAUUGCCAAGGUGGACGCCGAGGCCGAGAACAGCAAGCAGGUCGCCAAGGACCAGGGCGUCUCCUCGUACCCGACCAUCAAAUUUUUCCCGCGUGGCAGCAAAGAGCCCGAGUUGUACGCCGGCGGACGCAGCGAGGCUGACUUUGUCAAGUUCAUCAACGAGAAGGCUGGCACGCACCGGACGGUCGGCGGCGGCCUGGACGCUGCCGCGGGCACGAUCGAGGCACUGGACGAGCUGGUGGCCAAGUUUGCGGCGGGCCGUGCGACGCUGACAGAGGCGGCCAAGGACGUCAAGAAGGCGGCCAAUGCGCUGCAGGGCCAGGCGGGCGCCAAGUUUGCCGAGUACUACGUGCGUGUCUUUGAUAAGCUGAGCGCCAACGACGGUUUUGUGGCCAAAGAGCUGGCACGCCUGGAGAGCAUCCUGGGCAAGGGCGGCCUGGCACCGACCAAGAUUGACGAGCUGACAAGCAAGUCCAACAUCCUGCGCAAGUUCACCGAGAAGCCGGCGGCGGAGAAGAACGCCGACGACGCCGCCAAGGACGAGCUGUAA
Messenger RNA from Sporothrix brasiliensis 5110, 1125 nucleotides. RefSeq names its product protein disulfide-isomerase A6. Gene Ontology annotation, biological process: protein folding. The record is from RefSeq and is a predicted model, not a curated record. Gene Ontology annotation, cellular component: endoplasmic reticulum. The transcript has a single exon. Gene Ontology annotation, molecular function: protein disulfide isomerase activity. Bases 1 to 1125 code for a protein of 374 amino acids. Lineage: Eukaryota; Fungi; Ascomycota; Sordariomycetes; Ophiostomatales; Ophiostomataceae.